Messenger RNA from Xyrichtys novacula (pearly razorfish), 7658 nucleotides. The record is from the annotation of a GenBank genome assembly. Lineage: Eukaryota; Metazoa; Chordata; Actinopteri; Labriformes; Labridae.
AUGCCUCGCAGCAACCUCAUCACCUCUGAGAACGACAGUGAGUACAGAUUUAUGACGUUUGUUCACUCAGGAUGUUCAUUAUCUGUUUGUGCAGAAACUCAAAUCUGAUCUCAGGAUAUUUUUGCAGAAUCUGCUUGAAUCAAUUUGUUGUAAAUAUUGACAUCUAUCAGAAGUCCUGGUGUGUUUAUGACAAACAAAUGAGUUUUGAACAGAAAUGUGUUUUUUUAUUUAAUAAAGCCGAGCCCCAAACUAAGAAAUAACAAUAACUUAAAUAUUCAUAAUAACAGUCAAAUAAACGCGAACCCUUAAUGUUCGAUAUCGUUGCUGAAUCGUCUCUUUUCACUCAGUUGCAUAUUUGUGAUCUGGCCUCCCACCCCCGACCGUCUCCCUUCAUUAGGCCUUUGUUUGCCUCCUUUGUGCCCCUCCGCUGCACACGACCGUAAUGACCCGAGCGCCGGCCACUCCGGUUACAUUAAGGACACACAUCAAAGAGCCGAGUCCAUAAAUAUCAGUCCAAUUUGUCAGAGGUCCUCUUUGUUUCCUCUUUUAGUGCGGCACAAUGGCGCAGGUCCACAAAGAGGUGAAAGGGUCAGUGUUUAUGGAGGAGAGGAAAGAGAUGGAUUCAUAAAGCCGAGGUCGACAGAGGUGAGAGAGGGAGCCGAGGUCAAUUCAAGAGAGAGACAUGAGAGAAUGAGGAAGAGGAGGGUCUGAUGAGAACCUGAGAUUUCAUUAUAGGAGGGGUUUAAAGGUACUAUAAGGGGUUUUAACAGGGUGGGUAACAGAUUGAGACUUUAGAGCAAACAAGACCGUCAGAGAAAAGUGAGAUGGUCUCAGUAAGUGCCGUAAAUUUCACAAACAGAUAAUGUACAGAUUUCUGAAAAUGUUGGAGUUUCAGUUUAAAUCAGUUUACAGACAAAAAUCUGACAGAAGAGGAAAUGUUGAUUUUUUUAUGUUUUUGUUUAACUCAAAUUUCCUCUUUCCAACAGUCGAGAUCGGACUGGAUCUAGCAGGUGAGAGUUUCUUUAUUCUGACAGGAGGAUGAUGAUAUACAGAGGAUAAAUGUUUUUAUGUUUAGUUUCUUAUUUUUUCCUUUUUAUAUAAAAAAACAUUUUUAAAAGUUUCUUAAAAAUAUUUUUAAAAGUUUUAAAAAAUCAGUUUUUGUAAAUUUGGGAAAACUCUUAUUUCAGGUGACGAGGAGGAGGAGGAGGAGGAGGUUUCUACUUUACAAGAGGAGCAGAGAAGAGAAAGACAGAGAGGAAGACGGAGGGAUGGAGACAGAGAGAGGAAGAAGAGAAAGAACGACAGGAGCAGAGAAACAUCGACAGCAGGAGAGGGUGAGGAGGAGGAGGAGAAAAGAGAGAGAGGGAGGAGAAGGAGAGAAAAGAGUGAUAGAGAGACAGAAGGGAGAGAGAGAAACACAGAGGGGAACGGCAGAGGAAAGAGUGGAAAAACAGAAAAAACGAGGAAGAAUAUAAAAAAUGAAAAAACGAGAAAAAUGGAGGCGGAGGAAGAAGAAGAGGCUGGAGAGAGAAAGACGAAGAAGAAAAAGAGAGAGGAAAGAACCAAAGAAAGAGAGAGAGAAGAGGAGGAAGAGAAACCAAAACUGACGGAGAAGAAGAAGAAGAAGAAGAAGAAGAAGAAGAAGAAAGUUGAAACGAGGUAAAAUCAUCAUCAUCAUCAUCAUCGGUGAAAUCUAAAAGCUCCAGAAAUCACAGAGUUACAAAGAUGUUCAUUUCUUCUUCUCCUCAGUUCAGAGCAGGAAUCCAGUGAGGAAGAGGAGAACCAAGAAGAAGACAAAGAGGAGGAGAAGGAGGUGAGGCCCGAGUCUCUGACCCCAGAGGAGCUGGAGAAGCUGAAGGAGGCGGUGGACGAGAAGAAGAAGCUGAUCCAGGGUCUGAGGGGGAAACCGUGGCCCAUGAAGAAGAAGCUGCUGACUUUACGGUAAAUGAUCCGUUAUUAACGUCAGACCCUCACAGGACCAAGAUCUGAUCAGGGUUCAACCAUCUCGUUCUUCAUGCAGAGAGUCUCAGGAGUUUGUGGAGAAAUAUGAAGGAGCUCUGGGGAAGGGGAAAGGAAGGAAGCUGUACGCCUACAAGGUCAUGAUGACCAAGGUGAGGAGGACGCACGUUUACCACCAGCAGGUAGGACAGGAGGUGUGGACGGUUCUUUCAGAUCAUCUGACCUUCGGUUUCUUCUGCAGAAAUGGAUGAAGUUUCAACGAGACUUUGAGAACUUCAAGACCGCCUGCAUACCGUGGGAGAUGAAGAUCAAGGAGAUCGAGAGUAAAGUUUGGAGUAUUUCUCAGAGUUUGAUACUGAUACUUCAAAAUAAAAGUAUAGAGCGACCUAAACUCCAGACUGAGAAAAUUUCAAAAUAAAAGCCUAACAAACGAUGAUUUUCUGAGGUCCGGUCUUCUCCAGAGAAGGUUUCGGUCUCAGAUCUGCUGAUCGAUCAUAAAUCUGAACAUGUUAGAAAUGGUCAUGACUGUUGGGAUGACCACACUUCCUUGUUUCUCCUCGCGCUUCCUCUCAGGUCAUUUCGGCUCCUCUGUUGCGUCGUACUUCCUCUUCCUGCGGUGGAUGUACGGCAUCAACAUGAUCUUGUUUGGUCUGACCUUUGGCCUUGUCAUGGUCCCUGAGGUACUUUAGCCCCUCCCUCUCUUUAUCACAGACCUUUCUACCUCCUUCUCCUCUCCCUGAUCCUCUGUCUCGUCUCCUCGCUCUGUCAGGCGUUGAUGGGGCGUCCGUACGGCAGCAUCCCGAGAAAGACCGUCCCCCGGGCCGAGGAGACCAGCGCCAUGGACUUUGCUGUUUUGUGGGACUUUGGCGUGAGUUCCUCUGUGACCUCCUGAUGAGGACUUCUUUGUUGUAGAUCAUCUAAACUUGAGUUUUCUUCUCUCAGGGUUACGCUCAGUAUUCCGUCCUCUUCUACGGUUACUAUAACAACCAGCGUGCCAUUGGCUGGCUCAAGUUCCGUAUGCCUCUGUCGUACUUCCUGGUUGGUGUAGGUACGGUGGCCUACAGCUACAUGGUGGUCAUAAGAACGUAGGUUUCCUCCCUCUCCAUACAGACGCCUCCUCUCUGGGAGGUCUGAUCUCACUCUGAAUCCUGGUCCUGGUUUUAGGAUGGCCCGGAACGCCAACGAGUCCGGGGUCGGAGACGAUAACAGCUUCAACUUCAGCUGGAAGAUGUUCACCAGCUGGGACUACCUGAUAGGAAACACGGAGACUGCAGAUAAUAAGUUCGCCUCCAUCACCACCAGCUUCAAGGUCAGCGCUGACGGUGUUUGGUGACGCUCCUCUCGGUGAAUCUUCAUGAAUCUACAUCCUGUGUUUCUCCUUUUACUCCUCCAGGAGGCGAUCUUAGAGGAGCAGGAGAGCAGAAAAGACGACAACAUCCACCUGACGCGUUUCCUGCGUGUGCUGGCAAACUUCCUGGUCUUGUGCUGCUUGGCAGGAAGUGGAUACCUCAUUUAUUUUGUUGUGCGUCGCUCUCAGAAGUUCGCCCUGGAUGGACUGGAGAAUCACACGUGGUGGGAGAGAAACGAGGUGAAGACCUCUCCACCUCUGCGCAGUAAUCCCGUUUAAUCUGAGCUGAUGAGCCUGUGUCCUCCUCCAGGUGAACAUGGUGAUGUCUUUACUGGGGAUGUUCUGCCCCAUGCUCUUCGACGUCAUCAGCACCCUGGAGAACUACCACCCUCGGGUCGCCCUGCAGUGGCAGCUGGGUCGGAUCUUCGCCCUCUUCCUGGGAAAUCUCUACACCUUCAUCAUCGCGCUCAUGGACGAGAUCAACCUCAAGGUGAGAACCAGAGCGGGCCGAUGUGUCAAACACUCUUGAACCCUAACCUGAGGUGUUCACCUUCCAUGUUCUGCAGAGAGAGGAGGAGAAGAUCGUGAAGUUCAACAUCACCAUGUGGGAGGCCAGUCUUCACAACGCCACCGAGUCCGAGAACAGCACCGCCGCCACCGUCACCAUCAUCCAGCCCGCUGACGUCCCCAGAGGGCCGUGCUGGGAGACCAUGGUGGGGCAGGUCAGUGUGCUCACCUGUGACCCACCAACCACACCGCAGGGGUCGAACCUGACACCUGUUUCUUCUUUCUUCUUCAGGAGUUUGUCCGUCUGAUCAUCUCCGACACCAUGACGACCUACAUCACGCUGCUGAUCGGUGACUUCCUGAGAGCCGUGCUCGUUCGUUUCCUCAACUACUGCUGGUGCUGGGACCUGGAGGCCGGGUUUGUGAGUCAUCUAGGAGCUCUGUGUCUAUAAUCUGACAUCUAUAAUUUAUUCUAAUCUGAGUCUGUUGACCUUCUUCCUCUGGAGGUAAAUUUAAUGAGUUAUUUCUGUUUCUGAAAGCCGUCUUACUCUGAGUUUGAUGUCAGCGGAAACGUCCUGGGUCUGAUCUUCAACCAGGGGAUGAUCUGGUGAGAAAGAGACCUGAAUGUUGAGGUCAGCAGAUCUGAUGUUUCUCUGACCUCUUCUGAUAAAGAACAGCGCCACCAUGACUGUGUUAUUUCAUGUUUCCUGCAGGAUGGGAGCUUUCUACGCCCCCUGCCUGCCCGCCCUCAACGUGCUCCGCCUCCACGUCUCCAUGUACCUGCAGUGCUGGGCCGUCAUGUGCUGUAAUGUCCCCCAGGAGAGAGUCUUUAAAGCCUCCGGCUCCAAUAACUUCUACAUGGCCAUGCUGCUGGUCAUCCUCUUCCUCUCCACGCUGCCCGCCAUCUACACCAUCGUCACCAUCCCUCCGUCCUUCGACUGUGGACCUUUCAGGUGAGGAUGCUUGUCUAAGGAGAUGGAGGUUUACCUUCAGAUCACCUGAUGAUGAUGAUGAUCUCUCUGUCUCUCAGCGGGAAGAAGCGAAUGUUUGAUGUGAUCCAGGAGACUCUGGAGUCGGACUUCCCCGCCUGGUUUGGAAAAGUCUUCAGCUACGCCUCGAACCCCGGACUGGUGCUGCCCUUCAUACUGCUGAUGGUGUGAGUGUGUCAGGCUUUUAUUUUGAAAAGUGUUUCUGUCAUGCAGGUUACUUUAGAUAUCCCAUGCUCUUAUUUUGAAGUAUGUUCCUGGUGGAUCAGAAAUGACCUUUUAAAAAACAUCUAAAUGGUUAAAAUGACCUUCUGUCUGUCCACUGUGGCGGCUCCAUGACUGAAAAGGUUAAAUUAAUCUUCUGUCUCGUCGUUCAGGUUGGCCAUUUAUUACCUGCAGUCCACGUCCAAGAGCUACAAAGAGGCGAAUGUGGAACUGAAGAAAAAACUCCAAACGGUGACUCAGUGAUUGUUUCUGUUUUUGACCGCUGUGGUAAAAAAUGAAAUAAUCAGUUUCACAAGUUUACACUGUGACCACUCUGGUGGCUGCAGUAGUCGCAUUAGCAUCAUCAGUCCAGCAGGGGGCAGCAGAGGAACAUCUUACAAACUCCAAAUGCAUCAGCUGACUAAAACAGACACCGAGCAUCCUGACUCUUUUCAUCUCCUACAUUGGCCCAAUUCCAAACCACCCCCUCACUGACUCAUUGACUUAGGUGCGCGCUCAUGUGAGCUCUGUAAGGGCUUGAGGGUUGUUCCAAAUGAAAUCGGUAAGUCAGCGAGGGCUCGGGAACGCCCCUUUCUGCACCCUUUCCGUAAGUCCGUACCGUUGAGGACUUUGGCUAUGAAAUUGCCCACAAUUCAUUGCGUUGUGGGCGUUACUGGAGGACAGCGACGCAGCCGGGGCCAGGAUUUAAAAAGGAACGAGGCCACGAGCGUCUCAACGUCCGCGACAGACACCAAAAAUGACGGAGAUCAUGGCGAAGAAGCUCAAGAAGAAGCAGUUCAUUUAGGAUCUAGGCGCACCCUUAAUACUCUAACAUGGAUGUUCCGCAUCGUGUAUGGUGGGCGCCGGAAUGCCAAGAUGAACAAGAAUGCACUACAUUAACAUGGAUAUAAUAUUAUAUAUAUAUAUAUAUAUAUAUAUAUAUAUAUAUAUAUAUAUAUAGUACAGGCCAAAAGUUUGGACACACCUUUUCAUUCAAUGCAUUUUCUUUGUUUUCAUUACUAUUUAAAUUGUAGAUUCUCAAAACUAUGAAUGAACACAUGUGGAAUCAUGUGCUUAAGAAAAAAGUGUGAAAUAACUGAAAACAUGUUUUAUAUUUUAGAUUUCUCAAAGUAGCCACCCUUUACUUUUUUGAUAGCGCUGCAAACUUCAGCUGUUCUCUCAAUGAGCUUCAUGAGGUAGUCACCUGAAAUGGUUUUUACUUCACAGGAGUGCCUGAAGUAACCCUGACAAGGAACUACUGUCAUCAAGAGCAAAGGGUGGCUAUUUUAAAGAAACUAGAAUAUAAAACAUGUUUUCGGUUAUUUCACACUUUCUUUAUAAGUACAAAAUUCUACAUGUGUUCAUUCAUAGUUUUGAUGCCUUCAGUGAUAAUCUACAAUGUAAAUAGUCAUAUAAAAAAAAAGAAAAGACAUUGAAUGAGAAGGUGUGUCCAAACUUUUGGCCUGUACUAUAUAUAUACACAUAUAUGUGUGUGUGUGUGUGUGUGUGUGUGUGUGUGUGUGUGUGUGUGUGUGUGUGUGUAUACAUACAUAUAUACACACACACACAUACACACACGCAUGCGUUAUUCUUAUAACAAAGAAAAUUGAUUUUUACUUCAAACUUUUAUCUGAAUCAAUACAUUUUAUCCUGAACUAACACUCUAAAGCAGUGAUUACUUUCAGAAUCUAGUGCUUCAACCUUUUAACCAUUCAAUAUCACUUAACCUAUCAUUAAUGCUGGUUUUAUAAUUUAUCAAUCUAAUCAUUAUUUACCAAUUACCUGUUGUCUAUGUUCAAGAGCAAGUGUGUGCAAAAGGAGCGGAACAAUGUUGGCCUUUCUUCUGCAACGUCGCUGGCCGCGAAAUAAAUGCAGAAUUAAGAGCCCAGAGAGGCAAGUGUCAGUCGCAUCUUUGGUUGUCAACGUUGUCGUCUAUCGUCAAGGUAACGUGGCACGUCACAAAGGGCUGUUCCAUUGCUUUUAUACCCUUUUGGAGCCCUUAAACCCUCCCACACUCAAGCACUUACCAGCUGACUUAACCUAAGCUAAUGAGGGUGCAGGGCUUGAGGGCUUAGGGUGGAGUUUGGAAUUGGGCCUUUAUUUACAGAUGUUUCAGGUAAUUGACUCUAAGUUAGUUUAAGUCUAAUUAUUGUUUCUGUUUUUGUUUCCAGCAAAAUGAGGAGAACAAGAAGAAGAACAAGCGAGCGGCGCUGAAGGCCCAGAUGGACCUGGAGGAGGCCAGAAAAGCUGCAAUAAAGACCCCAGAGCACCAGAAGAACAACAACGCCUCAGUGAAGGUCCCGGAGGGUGAGGAGGACAAAAAUUCAGAUUAAAAAUUAAUGGAUGAAUGAACCAACUUAAGAGAGAUGUUGUUUUUUAUUUACCUCCUUCACUGAUAUUAUGUUUCCACGGUAACGUCUCCUUUCCUCUGCAGACGGUGAUGAGCAGCACAGAGGAAGUCAGAGACAGAAUAACUGCAGGAAUGGACGUAACCUUCCUCCACCCAGACACCAAGAACAGCCUCCUCCAAACACCAGAGCUCCUGUGUCCAGGUCGUAUCACUAUGGCAACCAGGGCCCCCCCGGUUACCUGCCGGGCCACCCUCGCCACAGUGAGCCCCGGAUGUGCAGGGCGCCGAACCUGCAGAGACACUGA